Messenger RNA from Neltuma alba, 399 nucleotides. RefSeq lists its product as uncharacterized. The transcript has 2 exons. The record is from RefSeq and is a predicted model, not a curated record. Lineage: Eukaryota; Viridiplantae; Streptophyta; Magnoliopsida; Fabales; Fabaceae. Gene Ontology annotation, molecular function: RNA-DNA hybrid ribonuclease activity; nucleic acid binding. Bases 1 to 399 code for a protein of 132 amino acids.
AUGUCUAAUGGCAGCCAAACUGUGGCUCGUUCACCGAGUUGGACACCCUCAGAGGGAUGGAUGAAAGUUAAUACCGAUAGGGACUGCUUAACACACACGGGAGGAGCAAGUGGAGGGCCUAAACUAGCUUGGGAUUCAGGAUCAGGACAAGUAGUGUUAGAAACUGACGCAACUGAGAUCCUCAGGCUGAUUAACGAGGCGGACCUCUCAACCCACGUUGAUGUGUCCUUGAUUGAAGAAAUUAAAUCUGUGAGAACCAGAGAAUGGACAGUUGUCUUUGAGCAUGUUCCGAGAGAGAGCAACCAAGUAGCAGACCUUUUUACCAAGCUUGCUAUGGUCACGACGCUGGGAUACCAUCUUAUAGUAGUAGCUCCUGAUGUGGUGGUGGAAGCGAUUUGA